UUUUCCCCGCCCUCGGAAAGUGUAUUUCCCGUGUGUGUGUGGAAGAACCCGUGAAAUGCCCCUGAAACUCCCGAAGGCGGUUGUUGUCUUUAUUUCAUUCGAGGUCUUCACACCACGCUGUUUGUUCACGCACUGGACUUCAUCUCGGCUUUUAUUAAGUGUAACACACAAUGAGCGAUACUGGCAAGGACACAGUGGCUUCUAAAGAGAAAGAUGGAGCAGAGAAAAGAGGACGUGGAAGACCACGAAAACAUCCACAGCAGGAGCCCAGUGGAUCUCCAACACCAAAGAGACCUAGAGGAAGACCAAAGGGCAGCAAAAAUAAGCCAAGCACCACAGCAUCUAAGGGCAAAAAAGCAGCUGUAGCGUCGGCAUCUGAAGGGGGAAAACGCCGUGGAAGACCCAAGAAAGCAGAGAAGGAGGAGCAGCCAUCAAAGUCCUCUGAGGAGGAAGAAGAAGAAGAGGAGGAAGAGGAAGAGGAGGAACAGUAACUAGCAACUCAUGCUACCUCACAAUCCAACAUUUCUUCCUGUUGACCAGAGCUGGACUGACACCCCAUCCCCUUACACUGUUGCAACCCUUCCUUUCUUGUUCACCAUUAUGUUCUAGUACCCCCCUAGAGUCAGGGAGGCCUGUACACGUCAUGCGCCUUCUCUGUGUAACGUCACUGGAAAGACUCAAAUACUGUAUGUCUAUUCAUGAAUGCAUUCACGUCUAUGCGUGUAUCGCACUCAAUGAGUAAUUGGUUGAGAGUGUCUGUCAUUAUACUGGACAAAGAUAUGCUCUGAUGCGACUGACACAAAGCAAUCGCUAAAUACUGUUUCUUUUUCUCCAUAAACUACAGUUUCAGGCCAUGAUUUUCGCUUUUUUUACCAGUCUAAGAUGUGGUAGGUUGUGUAAAAUUCAUACAAUUGUGUACUGGACAAAGGUGAAUUGACCUACUUAUUUGUUUUUAAUUUGGCUUGUGUGUGUGGUAACUCAGUGUCUACAGUUUUCCUAUUAGCUUUUCUGUCACUCGAGUUAGAAAUAAAAUUAAGCAUGUUUGUGAGUGAUAAAUCUUAGCACAUCGUAAUCAACGUAUCAUUGAAUGUUUUUUUUUUUUUAUUAGAUGAAAAAUACUUCUUAAUCUUUCACUGAUUUUGUAAUUCUUGAUUUGAUAACUGAAGUUAUGUAGUCCGUAUUCCCCGUACUUGAUGUGGUGUAUUUCAGCUUAUUGGAGCUUGUGGUUGUCUGGCCAUGACUUUAUUGCAGUUUUUUAUGAUUGCUAUUGAAUUUUAAUUUCGGAAAGGACUGAAGUCUUUCUGAUCAACAGCAACGACGCAAACUACUAUUCGUUUUAAACCCAGAUAGAUGCGACCGUUAACCAACAAAUAUGCUUUACUAGACUGUGCUAGGUCAUUCCAUUUGCUCUGUUUCCCAGCCAUACUACUUGUGUCUUCUUAUGGUCUGCUGAGAUCGUUCAGUUCAGAUUUAGCAUGACCUUAUCUUUACUGUGUGUUGAUGUUUUUGACGUGUUAAAUUCCAUGUCAGGGAACGCUGAUCUGUCUAGUGACUGGGUCUGAGAAUUUAAUGCUGCUACAAAAGUUGUUAGUUAAACCCCGAAUACUGCAACCGGGUCAGUUCUACUCUGGACUUGACUGUCACAUUCAUACCUCACUUUUCAACAGCCUAUGAUGGAUUAACUUUUCUCUUAAAUGAAGUCUCAUUGCAUCCUUUGCCAGGUGUGUUUCUUUUCUCAAGUGCAGUAUCUGAUCCAUUCAUAACAGUUUCUUUACCAUAGUUUUCAGUUUCUUUUUUAAAACUGAAUUUGCUUACAGCUGUGUGCACAUUAAUGAACAGAAACUUUUUCGUACAUAAUCAUCUGAGCAUGCAACAGGAAAUACUGCAUUGAUUCAGAAAGAUGCUUAACAUGUUCACAGAGAGAUAUAGGUUGUUUUAAUUUUUUUGUAUACAUAUGUUUGGUGCACUGAAUUGGUUUCUUGAGUUGCAAUAUCAUGGAAAUGAAAUGUUGCACCUAAAGGUUAGGGCUGUUUUUUUGUAACAUCCUACAAGUUUCUUAGGUCUGAGCCCCCACUGAGAAAACUAUGAUGGUACUAUGGCUGUUUGAUGCAGUGAUUUUUAACAUGCACCCUUAAUACUGAUGUCUUGUUUUUAAUGUGCCCGUGCACAGAACUGGUUUGGGAGCAAAUUGGAUCUUUUCAAUGUAUACACUCUGCAUUUUCUAUUGUGGACUGCAGGAAUUUAUAUUCAAAAUGGUAAUAAAGUUAAGGAUUUGUACAUA
This is a messenger RNA of Misgurnus anguillicaudatus (oriental weatherfish), 2281 nucleotides long. RefSeq names its product high mobility group AT-hook 1a (gene hmga1a). Gene Ontology annotation, biological process: regulation of DNA-templated transcription. Lineage: Eukaryota; Metazoa; Chordata; Actinopteri; Cypriniformes; Cobitidae. The record is from RefSeq and is a predicted model, not a curated record. Gene Ontology annotation, cellular component: chromatin; nucleus. Gene Ontology annotation, molecular function: DNA binding; transcription coregulator activity.